AUGAAGUCUACUAUCGCCCUUCUGGCGUUGGCCCAAGGCAUUGCCGGCCAUGUCAUCCGACAGCCUGACGACUGCAAGUCUACUGGAAAGGCCGUAUACCUUAUCACCAACGAUCAAGUCAACUCGGUCGUUGCUUUGCCCAUCAAAGCUGAUGGCACUCUCGGCGUAGGCACCGUCACACCGUCCGGUGGCAAUGGAGCUAGCUCGAUAAAUGGCAUGACGAACCAAACAGCAGGACCUGACUCACUCGCAAGUCAAUCCGCACUCACUGUGGCCGGAGGUUAUGUAUUCGCCGUCAACCCCGGAAGCAACUCGCUUAGUAUGCUGUCCAUCUCGAAGAACGACCCGACAAAGUUGACCUUAGUCGGCAAACCAGCGCCAAUCCCAGGCGACUUCCCGACUACAGUCGCGGCGUCGGCUAAGAACCAGCUAGUGUGUGUUGGUGCCACAGGUUCGACCGCCGGAAUCACCUGCGCCCCUUUCACCCACAAGGGCCUCGGAGCCAUGGACACACUCCGGUCUAUCGACCUCGGGCAGACCACACCACCAGUCGGCCCCACGAACACCGUCUCACAGGUCUUCUUCUCCGAAGACGAGUCCACGCUCUUCACCAUCGUCAAAGGCGACCCGACCACGAACAAGACGGGAUUCGUCUCCUCCCUCGCCGUGCAGCAGAGCCCAUCGUGCGGGAGCUCCUCUAUUGCAUCCGUUGCGCAUCAAGACGAGCGCACCUCGCCAAACGGCACCGCCGUGCUCUUCGGUUCGCAGAUGAUCCCGGGCACGAACACCAUCUUCUCCACGGACGCCUCCUUCGGCGCGGUCGUCAUGUCCGUUGAUGAGAAGACGGGCCAAGCCAGCGUUGCCGCCAAGCAGGUGAUCGCCGACCAGCAAGCCACCUGCUGGUCCGCCUUCUCCAAGGCCACAGGCAGCGUCUACGUGACCGACGUCUUGAUUCCGCGAGUGCUGGAGAUGAGCGCCAAAAAUGCGAGUAUCAUAUCGGACAUCAACUUGUCUGCCGGCGGUGACACUGGGUUCAUUGAUCUGAAGGCGUCUGGAGAUUACUUAUACGUUUUAUCUCCCGGGAACGGGACGAGCACUGCGGCGAUCAAUGUUUUGGACCUCUCGGGUGGACAGGGCAAGGCGAAGGCUAUCCAGAGAUUUGCCCUUGGUGGACAGGCUGGGAAGAGCGCGCAGGGAAUUGCGACUCUUGAUUAA
Molecule: messenger RNA, 1215 nt
Organism: Annulohypoxylon truncatum
Lineage: Eukaryota; Fungi; Ascomycota; Sordariomycetes; Xylariales; Hypoxylaceae
Exons: 2
Coding region: 1-1215 (404 amino acids)
Molecular function (GO): protein binding
Source: RefSeq, a predicted model, not a curated record